GCCAGAGGGUUGCUUUGAGUUUCGCGCGGACUAUACCUUCUGCCGGCUGAGCCCUGUCGACUACGCCACUGUUGCGCACAGCAACACUGUUCGUAAAAAUUGAGCGAGAGAGAGAGAGAGAGCACAAAAUAAUCAAACACAUGUCUGUGUGCUUGUGUGCAAACGAAAUAAAAACAAGCAGCGGCAGCAACCGACGAGAACAACCGCAAUUUGCAGUAGCAGCAACAUCACGGGAAUAAAGAGAAAAUAGGAAAGAUAACUAAAAGCAGGGCCAAAGGCGAUUUAUAGAAAUUAAUAAUUGCACGCAGACGCUGUCAAGUCGUAUGAAAAUUAGAAACUCAAAAUGAAUUCGCGACGUAGAGCUAGAGCCGGAAGUAGGAAACACUCCUACGCAUCUGCUGCAGGAGGCAAACAAAUGACGCCCGAAAUCUACGAAAUGAAUGUAAAGAUCUGUCGCCUGGUGGAACGAUAUCCUUGUAUGUACGAUCGCAGUGAUCCCAAUUAUAUGAAAAAAGCGACGAUUGAGUCCGCCUGGGAGGAAAUUGGAAAAGAAAUGCACGACGCGGUGCCGUCGUGCAAGGAGCGUUGGCGCAACAUACGGAGUAGUUAUGCGCGGUCGAUCAAUGUGAACCGCCUCACCAUCCACAACCGCAUCACACCGUAUUAUCUGAGCGAGGAGCUAAAGUUCCUCUCCCGUCAUAUCACCCCCGGUAUUCCUAUUCCCACCCGCGCACAGCGUUCGAAUCAAACGUCGGGCGACGAUGGUGCUGGCCAUAGGUUAAAUAAUCCCAAAAAGCGGCAUUCGCGUAAUUUGAGGCGCACGAAUUGUGAAAAUGCUCCUGAAUUAGAUGAUAGCUCAUUCUACUCCGGGGCCUCGAAUCUGGAAGAAGAGGGUUCAGAAGACGGGCAAGAUGAACGGAAGCCGGUGCAAGGGCUUCCAAGCCAAUCGCAACGCAGCAAGAGCGAGAAUAGCGCCGUCGAGACCCUGCCUAAGAAACGAAAAUUCCCAGGAACCUCAGAUAAUGAAGUCAAAGCGGAUAAUAUCGGAUCGGAACCAUCAUCCACACCAUUGGCGAUGGAUUGCGAUGAGGCAUUCUUACGGGGUGUUCUACCAGAAAUGAGACACAUGAGUUUCCAUCAAAAAUUGUUCUUCAAACGCCGCGUGUAUGAGCUCAUAGGGGAGAUCUUUCCGGAGAGCGAGGACGUGCAACCAUCUAUAAAUGGCGAGACCAGUUCUACCCAGCAUGAUGAUGAAAAACCGCCAGAAAUAGCCAUGACCUCUCAGCCUCCAUUGCAACAUUUAGGUUUGGUUACUCGUUCCUAUCUUCAGCUUCCAGCCUUGCGUAAAAGACCUUCCAAAGAUUAGAGUGAAUGCCACAGCAUUUCAAUACAGUAUCGGUUGAGAAUGGAGACCAUCGACAUUCCAACAAGUUAAUGUACAGUGUUUUAAUGUACUAUAAUUAUAUAAAUAAAACCUUCUUUUAAUGUUUACACAA
Scaptodrosophila lebanonensis is the source of this 1496-nucleotide messenger RNA. RefSeq lists its product as uncharacterized. Gene Ontology annotation, molecular function: DNA binding. Gene Ontology annotation, cellular component: transcription regulator complex; nucleus. NCBI's taxonomy places the organism in Eukaryota, Metazoa, Arthropoda, Insecta, Diptera, Drosophilidae. The record is from RefSeq and is a predicted model, not a curated record. Gene Ontology annotation, biological process: regulation of transcription by RNA polymerase II. The transcript has 5 exons. The coding region runs from base 344 to 1366 and encodes 340 amino acids.